UUAUGAUGUAAUUAAAAUUCUAAAUUAUUGCAACUACCAUGAACUCCCCCUGUGUUUUGAUAGAAAAUAAACACAAUUCGACACAUUUGGGGGAAGAGAUCGACAUUUCUCGCAAUCUCUCCCUAAAAUAAGUUUCAGAUAGCUUCAAAAAUAGUUAGGGACGUGAAAGAGCAGGCCACUGAAUAAAUAAUAAAGCCAUAUCUCUGUAAAAUCUCAGCUUUAAUGUACUCGGGAGAAUUCCACCACUUAGCAUUAUAUUCGCGUUUUAAGCCAAUUCAGAGAAAUAAAAAAUAAAACUUUGCCUGCUCUCGAAAAAAUUCAAAUCGGGAAAAUUACAAGUUGGUAUUUUUUUCUCACAAGAAUUAUUAAAAAAGGGUUAAUAUCCACCUUGUCCCUUAAUACGAAUAUAAUGAAGCAUCGCCUCCUAGGGUGAAACGUAUCCGUAGUUUGUGGAGCAUGCGCUCGAAUUUUGCUGUAAAAUGCGCCACCGCUGAAAGCUCGCAGCUUAUUCCUGACGAUUUUACCCCGAAAAUCAAAAUCAAUAUAAGUCUUGAGAUGUGUUUGUCCGUUCAGCUCCCAUAUGUUUAUUGACAUUUAAAUCGAUUGAGUGCGAGUUACACAUUCCUAAAUACGGCGCCAAAUGGAAGAAAAAAAACAUGUGAGAGUGUGUGAAAAAAAUCGGGGUUAGUUGUUAACAUGCACCUGCACUUUGAGAGGACCAUCAAUGCCAAAAGUGAUUGCUCCAUUCUUUCGCUCACAUGGAUGGGUAAAGUGCCCGAUGAACUGCCAGAGAGCAACAGUAAACGAAAAGACCAAUUUUUGAAAAAUCACUGCAAAGUCAAGACAAUCAAGACUUACCUGUUAAUCGAUGCACAACACGCUCACGACGCUCACACGCUGCUACUCUGCUGCUACAAGGUGUCAACCACGGGGUCGGGGAAAGAGGGGUCAAACAGCGGGUGUAUAGCGCGUGCUCCAAGCUUCUUUUCCCAAACAGCCAAUAAGAUUCGUUUGCGCAAGAGCAAUUGUGUUUCAAUUGUUUCUCACUGUUGUUUUUUCGUGAAUAAGGGUCAGAAAAGGAGUUCCAGGGGAUAGACGAAUAACGUUCUCAUGGGGUGAAGUGACGAGCAGGACUUAAAUUAAAUUAACAAAGUUAUGUUGUUCCUCGAAAGAAGUACUGCUGCAAGUAUCCAGGCUGCAACAACUGGUACUAUACAUCAACACUCCAGAGGGCUUUGUGAACAAGCACUUUUUUGUGUUUCCAAAAGACCCUACGCAGCAUCAACAAUGGAGGAACAUUUGCAAGAUAAGUUCCAAAAAUUCAGAUUUUUUUAGAAUUUGUGAGGAUCAUUUUGACGAAUCUGCUUUUGUGAAUGAGAGGAAAGAUCGUCUAAAUUUCAGAGCAGUACACUCGUUCCCACUGAACCAUCUGACAUUCAUUUACUUGAGGAUCUGCCACAUCCAGAUCAACAAAGCAAAAUAUUUGAAGAUCCUUCUUCAUCUGCUUUGUCUGAGGAAAAUGUAAAUGUUGUUGGUUCUUUGUCUGUUGAAUCACCUUCAACGUCAUCUUUUGUAAAUUUGGCUUAUAAUGAAUUAUGCAGUUCCUCUCAUUCGCAAAGUAGUGAAGUAAUAAACAAUUCAGAUUCCACCAUUUCGAACAGCAGCUGUUUAGAGAAUCAUAAUGAAACCUCAUUUAAUGUAAACAAAUUCGCGUUUCUGGAUAAUCAAGGUAGAGACGGUAUUCUAACUAAAAUUGGCUGUUCUUCCAAAGAUUUGACACCGCGAAAAGAGCUGAUGUACAAAGCUCACCGAAAUGUUUUGAUGUUUGAUGUUUGAUGAAAUUUGCAGAUGAUUCCUCUGUUUCUCGGGAAGAAGAAGAUCUACAAAUGGCACAGCAUGAACAAGCAAUAUCUUUUAACCCCUCAGAACUUAGUGAUCUUCCAGAAGAAGACACACAAGCUCUAGCCUAUGUUGCAGGUUGGGUGUUAAAAAGUAUUGAUGUUCCUGAUUGUGAGCAUUGUAGGAGUACGUUGUACUCUGGGGAGAUUACCAAUCGCCACAUUCUUACUUCUUUCCGAGAAAGGGACGACGUCCAACGAUUAACAUAUGCUAGCGAUGCCGUAAUGUCUUUGGUCCAAAACUUGCAUGACUAUUUAAAUGAAUUUUUAACAUCAAGUGGUUUUCAGAGAAAUCUGGAAGACACAUUUAAAAUUUCAUUUAAACAACAUCUUGAUUUUGCAGAAAGUCAUUGCACAGAGCAUCCUUGCUAUGAUUUAAUUUUAGAAAAAGCCAUACCUUUUCUAAUUUUUAAAUUUUGCAGGGACAGGCAAAGACAGAAAACCAUCUCUGACGGACAUCGCACCAAGAUGAAGAGGCUAAGUUAAUUAAUUUUGUUGUGAUAUAGAAUAGUUUUUGUGUUUAUUUUGUUUUAUAUUUAUAGUAUUUUCAGAGUGUUGUUUUAUUUUUAAAGAAUUUAUUAUUUUGUUGUUUUUUCAGAAUAUAUACUUUUUAUUUUCAGGGGUAAAUUUUUAGUUUUAUUUUAUUAAUAAAUUAUUUUAUUUAUUAGCGGCAAACUGAUUUUUAUUUUUGUUAUAUUUUUAAAAAUAUAUUGCAUUAUUUAUUAUAUAAAAUGUUUUUUAUUGUAAUGUGUGUAGAAAUGUCCUUAACAGAAUCAAACAGGAAUAAGAUUUGGUUUUUACAAAUUAGAUAAAUGAAUGAUUUAUCUGAUUUGUAAAGCCGAAUUUCAUCCUGUUUGACUCUAAGUAAAUUUAAACAUCAAUAGAAAUUUUUUAAAAGACGCGCCUGUUUUUUUAUUUAAAUCACCCGCCAUUGCUUUAGUUUGCCACUUUUCUGCUUGGAGCGCUAAAAAUUUGUUUCCAACCUUCGACCAUAUAUCAUAUAGACUGGGCAAGGUGAGAUUUGUUUUGAAGCCAACAUGUGCAGGUGGGGCAAGGGGAAAUAAGGCUUGGUACGCGAAUUUGACUCUUAGGUACCCCUUCUCUGAUUGGUCCAUUCAAAAUAUUUCCAAGUGUUUCGUUAAUAUUCGUCAAACUUCGUGCUUCACGAUUGUGAUUAAAGGGAAAAAUUGUGAAUUUUGGGCUUAAAUUUACUUGUGAAUGGGUAAAAUCUGGUUCUUGCGUCGAAAUAUACAGGAGAAAGUAUUCACAAGGGGUACUCAUCGGUAAUGUCAUCCGUAAGUAAGAAAAUACAGGUGUUAACCUAAAUCUGGAAACACACCAGUGGCGUCGUAACGUAUUCUGAUUUUUCGCUUUGAUACUGAAUAUUUUUGAAUAUUACAACUCUGACGACAUGUCAUAAGAUAGAAUUAGAAGUAUUUUAACUAAGGCAUUUUUUUUGAAACUCGAAAACUUACAUUAUUUCUGAAACUUGUAAUGUUUUUUCAAUUGUUUGCCCCUUGACUACGAGCUGCCAUUGAACAAGGAGUAAGCUUCCUCUUGCCCCUCACUCCUCGCACCCAUACAUGUUGGCUUCAAACAACCUGCCUACAAACUCGCUUUACGGCGAGUCUAUAUGAUAUAUGGUCGAAGUUUCCAACCAAUAACUAGGGACUUUGCAUUUCUUACCUUCCCUAUUCUCUGGCUGUCACUGUCAUUGUCACCUUUGACAGUCUUUUUUUCUCUAUUAGAAAGUUUCAAAAUUUUGGCUGUUUUUGGCACUAGAUUGGGCCCUUUUUGCCAAUGGCAACCAACGACGAGACAG
Messenger RNA from Tribolium castaneum (red flour beetle), 3720 nucleotides. RefSeq lists its product as uncharacterized. The record is from RefSeq and is a predicted model, not a curated record. Lineage: Eukaryota; Metazoa; Arthropoda; Insecta; Coleoptera; Tenebrionidae. The transcript has 5 exons. The coding region runs from base 697 to 1095 and encodes 132 amino acids.